Molecule: messenger RNA, 3315 nt
Organism: Anarrhichthys ocellatus (wolf-eel)
Lineage: Eukaryota; Metazoa; Chordata; Actinopteri; Perciformes; Anarhichadidae
Gene: gnl1
Product: guanine nucleotide binding protein-like 1
Exons: 12
Coding region: 136-1959 (607 amino acids)
Molecular function (GO): GTP binding; GTPase activity
Source: RefSeq, a predicted model, not a curated record
UAUGGCGUCACUGAAAAAGUGUAGGAGUCGAGAAACUUCACCCAUGUAAACAACGUCAAGAAGAAAAGCUGUGUGACAAGCUGCGGAUAGCAAUACGUACAGCAGUACAUAGAUAUAUUAACCAGCUCACUAACUAUGCCCCGGAAAAAGCCAUUUAGCAACAAGCAGAAGAAGAAACAACUACAAGUCAAACGGGAUAGAAAGAGAGGUGAACCGGGUUCAGGGCCGAGCAGCCGCAAUGCCAGUGUGGAGCGAGGAGCAGGGAGACAGUCGGACACCUCAGACAGUGAGACCACCGAUGUUAGGAGAAUAAAUCAGCAGCCCUCCGCCAGAGAAGGUAGAUAUGACCCCAACAGGUUUCGACUGCAUUUUGAGAGAGAGAGUAAAGAGGAUGUGGAAAAGGGGAAGAAGUUGGCCAUGGAGAAGGUGCUGCAGCCAAUCUCGGAAAAAGAGCUUGAGAUCAACAUCAAUGACAUCUACCCCUCAGAGAAAGGUCUUGGUUUCCCACAUCGGCCGUCCUGGAGUUAUGAGAUGACACGAGAGAACCUGCUUCGGAAAGAGGAGAAGUCAUACAGAGACUACCUGGACGACAUGCACGCCAAAAACCCAGCUGGCUCUCUCAGCCACUUUGAGCACAAUCUGGAGACGUGGAGGCAGCUUUGGAGAGUGUUGGAGAUGUCCGACAUCAUCCUGCUCAUCGUGGACAUGAGGCACCCGGUGCUGCAGUUCCCUCCGACCCUAUACCACUACAUCACAGGAGAUCUCCAGAAGCAGGUGAUCCUGGUGUUGAACAAAACCGACCUGUGUCCUCCUCCGCUGGUGAUCGCCUGGAAACACUACCUGACCUCCCAGUUCCCCCACCUGCACAUAGUCUGCUUCACCUCCCACCCUGGACAGCCCUACAGCACAGUGCUCCAGAAGAGGAGGAUGAGGAAGAAGGCUGACUGGAGUCACGCUGGAGGUCCUAUAGAUAUCCUGAAAGCCUGUCAGCAGAUCACAGCAGGGAGAGUUGACCUAUCCAGCUGGGAGCAGAAAAUUAAGAGAGAUGCUGUUGCUGAGCGACUGGAUGGGGAGCGGCCUGAUGAAGGAGCCGAGUCGGUGCUGAUGGAGCAUCAGAGUGACAGAGCGAUGGACAUGGGCAGCCCCUCCCAGGAGCUGUACAAAGACGGGGUUCUCACACUGGGCUGCAUAGGCUUUCCAAAUGUUGGUAAGUCUUCUGUUCUAAACAGCCUGGUGGCGAGGAAGGUAGUGAGCGUGUCCCGAACCCCCGGCCACACCAAAUACUUCCAGACCUACUACCUCACCCCGACAGUCAAACUCUGUGACUGCCCUGGGCUGGUGUUUCCCUCCCUCGUGAAUAAACAGUUGCAGAUUCUGGCAGGCAUCUACCCAGUGUCUCAGCUGCAGGAGCCCUACAGCUCAGUUGGUUAUUUGUGCGCGAGGACCCCUUUCCUCUCUGUGCUGAAACUCAAACAUCCCAGUUUAAUGGACAUCAAACCCCAUCAGAGAAACGAGGAGUCCAGAGAGCUCGUCUGGACUGCCUGGGAUGUGUGUGAUGCAUGGGCGGAGAGGAGAGGCUAUAAGACAGCAAAAGCAGCUCGCAACGACGUUUACCGUGCAGCUAACAGUCUCCUGCGGUUGGCAAUCGAUGGCAGAUUGUGCCUCUGCCUAAGACCACCUGGUUACAGCUGCUUGAGGGAGCAGUGGGAAAAUCACCCAGACUUGCCAGAGAUCGUGGCUCUGCAAGGGAGGGCGACAGAGGAGGACGGAGCGGGGGACGACGAUGACGACGGAGAGUCCAGCACCGAACCAGAGGAAGAGAGAGACCGGGACGCAGACGAUGAUGAGGAUGGAGAUGAUGAAGACGAGAGUUUAGGACAUCCAAGACAGAAGGAAGAUAAGCCGUCUGGUUUCACUGUCAACAUGUACAAUGUCCUUCGUGAAAAUGAGUGCGAGUGAUAAUGGAGGGAGAGACGAGCAGGUUGUUCCUCUUCCCUGACUCCUCCCCGUUUAUCCCCGUGCAUUUUUCAUUCCUUUUUUCCCCCUAAAUCCCUAAAAAAAAAAAAAAAAAAAAAACUUUUUUUUUUUUUUUUUCUUGCAUCUCCACUCCUCAUGUCAUUACCGUCUCUGUACAUUGACAUGAUCUAUUCUAACUAAUUCGCCCUGUUUCCCUCUCCCUAUAAUAUUCAGAGCAUAUUCAUGUUUCCAUGCUGUGCCUCUGCUCUGCUUGUUCAUCCAUGAAGCUUGUUCUUUCGUGUUUCUUCUAGGAAUCAGUUUGGUUUGGUUUCUUUUUUCUUUUUUUGCAUGUAGCUCUCAGAAGCAAGUGAACAAAGUAACUUCCCUCAGUCUGGAAUAAUCAACCGACUGGUUUUCAAUCUCUUUAUUUACAAGUGGCUUUACAGCUGAGAUGCCAAAGUUCAAGAAAGGAUGAUGGAACAAAUCGGAUGCACUGUCGAUAUGAUGUCAUUCACUGGAUCAGCCAUUUGGCUCUCGGAGCAGCUGGAGAGUUAGGACCUUGACUCUAAAUCUUCUUUAUCGACCAUAGUUUGUCACAACUUUGGUUAAAGGGUGCGGGGGGGGGGGUUACCAGUAUUACGGCUCUCUUAGAAGUUAAUUUAUCUGAACUUGGUUUUGAUUUAGAUAAUACUGUAUCAGAGAGAUAUUUUAUUUGGUGUGGUUCUACACAGUCAGCUGGAAAUUUCAAAACAUGUUAGGUGUGAGGGGGGGAAACUUAACUCGUAGUGUUUUAACUACUACAGAUAUUAUCCUUAGAUGCUCAUGGAGACAUGGAGAUUUACAGGAUUUUAGGUACACUCAUUCAGCAAUAUUAUCUGUUGGCGGUUGUACAGUGGGUUUGAUCAAACCGAGACUGCUUAACAAUCAAUGACAGGAAUAGUUGGGACAUUUUGGGAGAUCCCCAUUCUUCCCGAGAGUUGGAUGACAAGAUGGACGCCACUCUUGUAUCCGUCCGGUAAAUAUGAAGUUAUGGACAAAAGCUUAGCUCAGCACAAAGACUGGAAACAGGAGGAACCAGCUAGCUCAUCGAUGUCCAAAGGCAGAAAAACCCGCCUACCAGGGCCGCUAAAGAUCACGAAUUACCAUUUUAUUAUCUUAUUUGUUUAAGCUGUACAAAAAAAGCGUAAAAUGACACGUGGUUUUAAAACUCCAGAAAGCCCUGGCCAAGAAAUAGUCCAGUGCAGACCGCCUAGAAAACCUCAGUGUGAUUUUAUAUACAUUAAAAUAACAAGAUAUAACGUGUUAAUUAGUGAGUAAAGUGUGCUUCUGUAUUUACCAUGCAGAUAUGAGUCGUGUGGA